This is a messenger RNA of Cynocephalus volans (Philippine flying lemur), 910 nucleotides long. RefSeq names its product family with sequence similarity 133 member A (gene FAM133A). NCBI's taxonomy places the organism in Eukaryota, Metazoa, Chordata, Mammalia, Dermoptera, Cynocephalidae. Bases 3 to 749 code for a protein of 248 amino acids. The transcript has a single exon. The record is from RefSeq and is a predicted model, not a curated record.
CCAUGGGCAAGCGAGAUAAUCGGGUGGCCUAUAUGAAUCCUAUAGCAAUGGCCAGAUGGAGGGGCCCAACUCAAUCUGCAGGCCCAACAAUCCAAGAUUAUCUGAAUCGACCAAGGCCCACCUGGGAAGAAGUGAAGAAACAAUUAGAAAAUAAGAAGAAAGGCUCUAAGGCAUUAGCUGAAUUUGAAGAAAAAAUGAAUGAGAAUUGGAAGAAAGAACUCGAAAAAAGCAGAGAGAAAUUAUUAAGUGGAAAUGAAAGCUCAUCCAAAAAAAGAGAAAGAAAGAAAAAGAAAAAGAAGAAAUCUUGUCGGUCUUCAUCUUCUUCAUCAAGCUCUGAUUCUUCAAGCAGUUCUUCAGAUUCUGAGGAUGAGGAAAAGAAACAAGGGAAAAAGAGAAAGAAGAAGAAGAACCGUUCAUACAAAAUGUCAGAAAGCUCUACAUAUGAAUCAGAAUCAGAAAGCAAGGAAUCUGUGAAAAAGAAAAAGAAGUCAAAGGAUGAAAUAGAGAAAGGAAAGGAUACUAGGAGCCUCAGCAAGAAAAGAAAGAAGACUUAUUCCGAGGAUAAACCUUUGUCAUCUGAGUCCUCAUCAGAAUCAGAUUAUGAAGAGGAGGUACAAGCAAAAAAGAAGAGAAGGCAUGAAGAGCGAGAAAAAGCAAUGGACAAGGCAAAGAAGAAGAAGAAGAAACAACACAAGAAACAUAGUAAGAAGAAGAAAAAGAAGUCUGGUUCAAAUCACAAGUCAGAAUAACACCAAGAAAAAGCAAGAUUUCCAUAUUUUUUAAAAAAAAGCAGUCUAAAGGAAACUUCAACUGUGAAAGUUAGGGCAUAUUUACCAAAAUGCGUGAGUUUCCCUGUGUUAGUAGAAUUAUUCCUGGACUUUGAGUUGCCAGUCAAAUGCCAAUGUGCCAG